This is a messenger RNA of Toxotes jaculatrix (banded archerfish), 2232 nucleotides long. RefSeq names its product probable gluconokinase. Bases 341 to 913 code for a protein of 190 amino acids. The record is from RefSeq and is a predicted model, not a curated record. Gene Ontology annotation, molecular function: gluconokinase activity. Gene Ontology annotation, cellular component: cytoplasm. The transcript has 6 exons. NCBI's taxonomy places the organism in Eukaryota, Metazoa, Chordata, Actinopteri, Toxotidae.
UGCAGGAGUGACAGUAGAGUGUCAGGUUCAGCGGACAUUUCAGACAGAUUUCAUGUUUUUAUUUUUAUUUAUUUAUUUAUUUAGUUCUUACUAUGAGGGUUUUGUUUUGCUAAAAUCGAAUUAAAUAAAUUCUUAUUCUCAGAGUCACCGGCCGAAACAGUUGUAGGGUGUUUGAACAUCUCAGAAAUAAUGAAGUAUGGCAAGUGGUAGGCUACACCUGUGCAGGGUAUUCUUAUUAUUUAACGAUUGUAUACUUAAAGAUCCCUACGGCAACACCACCGGUUCAUUAUAACGGUCAGCAUAGGACCUGCCUUUGGAUUCCUGAAGAUUCACAGACAGGAUGAUCUACAUCAUAAUGGGAGUCUCAGGCUGUGGAAAAAGCAGUCUGGGGGCUUUUCUUUCAGAAAAGCUGGGCUGGACCCUGCAUGAAGGGGAUAACUUCCACCCACGGGAGAACGUUGAGAAGAUGGCUCGGGGUGAACCGCUCACAGAUAAGGACAGAUUUCCUUGGCUUCUCAAACUACAUGAAGUAAUUCAGAGAGAAAGGUGUUCAGGCUCUGAUGCUUUUGUGGUAUGCUCUGCUCUGAAGCGCCACUACAGGCAGAUUCUGCUCUAUGGGUCCAAAGCCCUCGCUUUCUCUACCGAUCCAGACCAAGAAAUCCUGCCUCCCAGCGUUCCCAGUGUCUUUUUUCUCUUCCUACAUGGUGACUACAAUCUCAUUUACCAGAGGGUGAUAUCCCGGAGGGGACAUUACAUGAAAGCAGACCUGCUGCGUUCCCAAUUUGAUGUUUUAGAGCCUCCAUUAGAUGAGGAGAAUGUGUUGUCACUGGACAUCAGGAGGAGCAUUACUGAAUUGGCCACAGAGGUCGAAAAGCACAUUUUCAGCCUCAAGUCAUCACCAGUGAUGCUGUAACCACCGCAGCUGACUGAAAAAGAGGCCAUCAUGAUCAUAUUUUCAAGUGUUCUCAGUUUUUUAGGGAUGGCAAUGUUGGUCUGUCCAGACUCAAAUGUCUCAGCACCUACUAGAUGGAUUGCCAUGAAAUUUUUACAGACAUUCAUUGUGCCCAUAGGAUGAAGCUUAAACACAUCAGCAGUAGUUAGGACAAAGGGUACAAAGGGUGGCGUGACAGACAAGACAGGGCAAAAGACAUUGCUGGAAGUCAACCUCAAGAAGAAAAGCAUUACUCACAAAAAUGCAAGAUUAAACUGGUGCCAAAGACCAUGGGAAGAGGCCUGAUAGAUAUUGUCAAAAUGUUCAGCAAAAUGUUUAGCUCAGAACACCACUGUGCCUAAGUGGACGUUCUCAGAACUGCUAUAGCAUGACUGUGGACUUUUAAUCCUGUCAUGAUCCAAAGUUCAUCUCUUAGUGAAGGUGGGAAGUAAAUCACUGUUGCUGUUGUGGUGUAAAAUCACAGAGAUUCUGAAAACAAUUUGUUAGCGGAAAACUUAAUGGUCUUAAGUGCCAUUCUAAUAUAUACAACAGAGUGUUUGACAUUGGGACCAAGAAGGGCUUUUUUUGUGAAUGAGACAGCAACUUUCAAUAAAAUGCAACAAAGAAAAAGGCCAGAUAUUCACAUUGAAGAGAGUUUGGAUUAUAGGUCGGUUAUAAACUUAUGAAGAGGAUUGUGGAAGCAUUAUAAAGGUUUGCACUGUGAAGAUUCAAUGUUUUCACAGUCAUUUUGUUGUGGAAUAACAUCUGUUUGACUGCACAGACAAGAAUUUAUGAUGGACAAAUGCAUUGGGAACAUUUUUAAAUCAGAAGAGCAGUCAACAGUAAACAUUUUUUAACGUGAUCAUGAAAAAAAAUGUAUAAAGGUUUUUUACCGAUUAGAUCAACUCAUUUUUAUUUUGUUCCAUGUCUGUGAGAGACCGGCAAUAUUUAUAAGGGAAAUUUGGCUUCUUGGCUUUGUAGACACUGUGUUGAACUGAUUGACAAUUGCACUGGCACAGGUUAAUGAAAUAAAAAUGAACUGGUGAUGAUUUUGGUUGAAUAUUUUAUAAGUUUUGGAAUCCUGCGUUUUAGAUUUUAUUUAUUUUUUAUUUUGAUGUUAUACUUAAAUAUUUGCAUCAUGUGCUGACAUUUCCAUAACACUGUGAAUUAAAACCGCAACUAACAGUCAUUUUCAUUUAUGACUAAAAUGUCAAUUGCAGUUUCCUAAAGCUUGAGGUGACAUUCUCCCAUUGCUUGAUAUGUCUGAUCAUCAAAUGUUGAUCUUUAAUAGUUGAAAUAAA